UUCCGUACUGUGGACAACUGACUCUUUCUGUUCCUUUGCAGUUUCUGCCUAAAACAGGAGGUACUCCAAAGAAGAAUGAAAUUGUAUUUACUGCACCAACAGGGGAGGAGAUCAGCACAAAAAAACAGCUGGAACAGUACCUGAAGUCGCAUCCCAGUGGUCCACCAGUAGCAGAGUUUGAUUGGGGAACUGGUGAUACUCCAAGAAGAUCCUCAAGGAUUAGUGAAAAAGCAAAGGCAGCUCCAUCUCCGGCAGAAAGUGAGCCUGCUAAGAAACGAGGCAGAAAGUCCUCAGCUUCAAAGAAGGAUUCCAAUGAAGUCCCUGAAGAAACAGAAGCAGCAAAGGACGACGACAUGGAAGAAGCUGAAGAACAUGAGAAGGAUACUGCAGCAGUGGAAGCUGAGAAGGAUGUUGAACAAAAACAAGACGAGAACCAAGAUGAGACUCAAGAUGGAGAGAGCGAAAUAGAGAAGAAAGAGGAAGCUGAAGCUACUGAGAAGGAUGUAUCAAAGAAAGAUGAAACCGAAUCUUCUGAGAAUGAUGGAAAGAAAGACGAAAGCCAAAAUGCUGAUGGCAAAGUAGAAGAUGCUCCUUCUGAAGAAACUCAGGUUGAGAAAGAUGUCGAGAUAGCUGAUAACGUUGGACAUUCCAAAGAUGUUGAAGAGGCCCCUGGUGAUAAAGCAGCUGAUGAUCUUGAAGCUACUAAAAUGAAUGAGGAGGAAAAGGAUGUACAGGUUGAAGAAAAAGUAGCAAACAUGCCUACUGAAACAGUGACAUCAGAUUCUAUCGCUGCUGAGGAAAAGAAGCAUCAAGCGGAAGGAGAACAGAACGAUGAGCAGAAAAAUAGUGCUGCAACGACGAGCACUGAAGAUCAACAUAAUCUGAUGAACAGUGAAAUAAGUAAGGUGGAGGGUGAAGUAACUGAGAAUGGCAGCAACACUAAUGAGGCCAAGCCUUGAACAGCAGUUGAGUAGCUUCGUGCCACUUCUCUGUUCUCUCUCUGUCUAACCUUUUGCUCUUUUUGCUUCUUUUCGAUGACUGUAUUGUCGCGAAUUAUAGAUACUCUAAUUGUUCACAAGACGUCUGUAUGCAAAAUCUUAGAUUUAGGACCUAAAUAUUGCUCUGGUAGGAUUUAUCGCCUGCAGAGAUAUUUCUACCAUUACUAAUCUAUGUCAUCGAUUAGACCUUCAGCAGAAACACUAAUUGUGCUGAGGUAAUUUGUAGUUGUCAAGAUCGGCAUAGAUCGUUGUAUGAAACUCAGUGAUAUAAGCUUAUAUAAAGACUUUGUGUUAUCUCGACUAAUGAGGGAGUUGGCUAA
Molecule: messenger RNA, 1318 nt
Organism: Nicotiana tabacum (common tobacco)
Lineage: Eukaryota; Viridiplantae; Streptophyta; Magnoliopsida; Solanales; Solanaceae
Source: RefSeq, a predicted model, not a curated record